AUGGCUGUUCGGGAAAAGGUCGCCUUAUACUCAAUUAUUCUCGUACUGUUUGCGAUAAAAUAUGCAAACAGCUUGCCUAAAAAUAUGGCGAAGAGAGCGAGACCGGGCGUUAAACCACUUUUCAGUUCAACGCCAGCUCCUUGGACUAAGCAGAAAACCCCACGACAUCAAAUAUCAAAACCAAACCAACAGGACAUAUUCGAAAAAUUUAACUUCCCUGAAAUACAAUACCCAUCAGCUUCAACACCAAACACUCCGUUGUAUUUUCAUGACAUUGAAAAUAAAUUUAAAGAUACAGCAUUGAAGGGAACGCCCAAACGGAAAGUGGAAAAACAAAGACGAACUCGGAAGUUGGAAACAAAAUCAGUACAGGGAAAUUCGAAAGGUCCUGAAUUUUCAUCAGCUCCAAGUUAUCGAGACGUAGGCACCUUCCCUGACGUAGAAUAUCCCUUAAACAACAAAGAUAUCUGGCGGCCUAAUUAUUGGAACUGUCCACCUAAGACCUUUUCACCUUCGACAAACAUCACUAAAUCUAGAAGACGAGGGAUACACAGUACAACGAAAUCGACAGUGAAAUCAAAGAAUAAUAACCAAAUAAAGCGUCUAUCCACCUUAAACAGAACUAACAGGAAUCAUCCAGGUGUUAGGGAAGAUAAUAAACGAGUAGAGUUACCUACAAAGAAGCGAUCACACGAGCCACUCUUUGAUUAUUCAUAUACGGCCACGCCUACACCAGAUCUGUCGCCUGAAAUUUCAGCGUUGCGAACGAAACUUGCAUCAAACAUAGCACAAAAAGCCGUAUCUUUGAUUAAGGAUAAAGUAAAUUCUAAAACUUCUAAAGAGCCCACAUUUGCGUUACUUAAUGAUCAUGAAUUAGAAGAGAUAUUAUUACUCCCACGCAACUUUAAUAGCCACUCUUUGAUGGAUUCUAUCAAAGUUGAGCCUCCAGUAAAUGUGGAUACAUAUAAAACAACUGAGCCCGCGAUAAAUAUGUUUACUAUCACAGAAAGUCCAGAGCUCCAUAAAUUAAAUCAAGCGAACACAUUUGGAACUGAUAAUACAAAUUUAUUACCCCUGAACGAUAUAAAUAUAGACUCAUUAUCACCACGUGGAUCUCACAACGAUACAAACAGAUCAAUAGUUGAACAUAGUGAUGACGUUAUAGAUAAAAGUGUGAAUAAUGUAACUAUAACUGAUAAGGCUAACAAUGAAUCAGAUGAAGAUUAUACUACAGACGAUCCAAGCGACAAUUAUGUUCUAAGCACGAUUUCUCCUAUAGACAAUUGGAGAAAUACAGAUAUAAUAGACCCGUAUAAGUCUGUAUCGUAUCCAGAUGAUUUGGAAGAUUAUUUCAUAGCUGUAAAGUAG
Messenger RNA from Pieris macdunnoughi, 1368 nucleotides. The record is from the annotation of a GenBank genome assembly. Lineage: Eukaryota; Metazoa; Arthropoda; Insecta; Lepidoptera; Pieridae.